CGAACUGCAAAUGGGAGUGAUACUUGGGUGGCUGCCAAGACCCCAGGUGUUGAAACCACUGUGGAUCCUUUGAGUUCGCAUGCGGCAUCUGUUACAACUGAUGAGAAUGGGGGGGACUUAGCUUUGGAAAAGGGUGUUCCUUCUAAUGGACAGCGAGGCAGUGAGGUAUUGCCCAGAAAUCAAGAUCCAGAUUUCCAAGGAACCACAGGACCUGAGGCAGCAAAUGAUCCAGAGAGAAUCAGGCAAGAUCAAGCUGCAACAAAAGCACAAGCUGCUUUUAGAGGUUAUCUGGCUCGUCGGGCAUUUCGAGCUUUAAAGGGAAUCAUAAGGCUGCAGGCGCUUAUCCGAGGGCACCUUGUGAGGAGGCAAGCUGUUGCUACUUUUCGCUGUAUGCAGGGGAUUGUAAGGUUUCAGGUGCUAGUUCGUGGUCGUAGAGUCAGAAUUUCUGAUACUGGUCUUGAGUUCCAUCAGGAGGCUAAGCGUUUGGAACCAAUUAGAGUGAAUUCAAAUAUACGGACAGAGGUGCCGCUCGCAAAUGCUUUUGCUAUUAAGCUUCUUGCUUCUACAUCCACUGCAUUGCCGCUUCGUCUUCAGUAUGGCCCGGGUGAACCUAAUUCAGCUUCAAACUGGCUUGAACGUUGGAAUUCUACCCGUUUUUGGGAACCACUUCCACAAGCAAAGAAGAAUGAUGAUUCAAAACCUCAGGCAAGGCAAGUUAAUCUUCAAAGUGCAGAAAGUAAAUCAGUUCGGUCAAAACGCACUGUCAGGAAGCUCCCUGCUGGAAAUGUUGACAAUGGGUCAAUACAUUCUACAUCUGAAUGUGAAAAACCAAAACGUGGCCCGAGUAAAGUUACAAGCCAUCCUGUAGAUUCAGUGCUGGAUCCCCAAACUGAGCUUGAAAAGGUAAAGCGCAAUUUGAGAAAAGUUUCCAGUGCCUCCAUAACUGAGGCUUCUGAUCGGGUAGAGGCUGAGAUUGAGAAGCCAAAGCGUGUUCUGCGAAAAGUGUCAAGCCCUGCAGCUGCUGAUGCUUCAGAGCAGGGUGUGGGUGAUUCCAUUGACAAGAUAAAGAAAGAAACAAUAGUGGAGGCACCAAAGAUGCUUGAUGUAGAAGCAACUCCAAUUACAUUUACCUCAGAUGAGCCAGUUGAGAAUAUUACUGUAACAAAUCAUGAUGCAGGUGUGCAAACUUUGGAGAGAAGUGUGCAAGAUGAGAAUAUUCCUGUAACAAAUUCGGAGUUAAAUUCUAAGGAAGAUAACACAGGAAAUGUAAACCCAAAAAGCAGCAGGAGGAGAGCUUCCCUUCCAGCAAAACAGGAAUAUCCUGAGAAUGGCUUACGAAACACCCCAACAGUGCCAAGUUAUAUGGCAGCAACUGAAUCUGCAAAGGCAAAGCUCAGAGCACAAGGUUCUCCAAGGCUCGGGCAAGAGGAGGUUGAGAGGAAUGGUUUUACAAGGCGGCAUUCUCUUCCUUCUUCUACCAAUGGGAAGUUGAACUCGGACUCACCACGAACACAGAGGUUGGUUCAUGGAAGUGGAAAAGGUGGAGUUAGAGACAGGUCACUGCUGUCUUCGAGGGAUGGUAAUGCCAAGGUUGUGCAAGCAGAGUGGAGAAGGUGAUCUUGCAGAAAUUGGGGUUUCAAGGAAAGACAUCACAUCAAGGAGGUAAACUUGGCUACUUGUCUGCAGUUUCUUAUUUUUUUUGACGGGUGUCCGCAGUUUUUUAGCUUCCCUUCUGGUAUCAAAUUCAGUUGUAAAACUUGAAGCUGGACUUGAGGAAUAACUGGUGUGUGGGGUGUGCCUGGAGACUCUACUUGUCUACUGUUAUUCUGGUGCUUUCGGUCUGUUCUGUAUAGUCUUAGGAUAUAUAUUGUAUGGGUGUGAUUUCAGUAAGGAUUGUUUGUGCUGCAAAAUUUUUUUUUUUCAAAUUUUUUUUAUAAUAGAAAUUGGAGCUGUGUAAGAGCCCAUAAACUUUUGAUAUACAGUUUUUCACAGAUCGUUGGAUGCCU
Messenger RNA from Macadamia integrifolia, 2006 nucleotides. Its product is annotated as protein IQ-DOMAIN 31-like. Gene Ontology annotation, molecular function: protein binding. The record is from RefSeq and is a predicted model, not a curated record. NCBI's taxonomy places the organism in Eukaryota, Viridiplantae, Streptophyta, Magnoliopsida, Proteales, Proteaceae.